This is a messenger RNA of Solanum pennellii, 1767 nucleotides long. RefSeq names its product BRCA1-associated RING domain protein 1-like. The transcript has 9 exons. The coding region runs from base 267 to 1616 and encodes 449 amino acids. The record is from RefSeq and is a predicted model, not a curated record. NCBI's taxonomy places the organism in Eukaryota, Viridiplantae, Streptophyta, Magnoliopsida, Solanales, Solanaceae. Gene Ontology annotation, cellular component: BRCA1-A complex; plasma membrane; BRCA1-BARD1 complex. Gene Ontology annotation, molecular function: ubiquitin-protein transferase activity. Gene Ontology annotation, biological process: negative regulation of fatty acid biosynthetic process; positive regulation of transcription by RNA polymerase II; double-strand break repair via homologous recombination.
UGGUAACAAUCCCAUUUCGUACACUAGUAUAGGGCAAUGGAUUAUCCCUUGGAAAUCCAAAUAAGCACCAAAAUUUUUAUUCAUAUAUUCUGUGGCGUUAUCAGUUCAAGAUUUUUAUAGCUUCAAAUCAUCUGGAAGCAAGAGAAAACCUCACUUUUUGCCUUGACAAUCAGUAAAGCUUUACACAAAUUUGAUCCUCUCUUUCCAGAAUAUAGUCAGUACAGGAUACUGACAAAUAGUUGGGGGUUUAAGACAUAUUUCAUGAAAUGGAUAUUAAGCAGCAAAAGAAACUAAACUCUGGUUUGUCAGAAAUGAGCUUAGAAAGUCAUGAUCAUAUUCUCCAAAGAUGCCCUAGUUCUGAAAUUGUUGCUGAUUCCAACUGCAAUUUGGAGUAUAAAAUAUGUGAAUCUCCUAAUGUUGUUCAGCCAAAAGCAGUUAUAGAUCAACAUCCUCCGAAAGCAAGUGUUUGUGCUUUCUGUUAUUCUGCUAAGACCACAGAGAAAACUGGACCUUUUUUGUACUUUGCAAAUGGAAGGGAAGUUGUGGGUAAUGUUACUUCUCUUUCCAAAGUCAUAUGUGUGCACAGUAAGUGCAUUGAAUGGACACCUCAAGUAUAUUAUGAAGGAGAAAUUAUAAAAAAUUUGGACACCGAGUUGGCAAGAGCUACAAAAAUCAAGUGUAGUAGUUGUGGCAUGAAGGGUGCAGCACUUGGCUGCUACAUGACGUCUUGCAGGAGGAGUUAUCAUGUGCCCUGUGCAUUUGAAAUCCAGGAUUGCAAAUGGGAUAUGGAGAACUUUGUGAUGCUGUGCCCAGUUCAUAAAUCUGUUAAAUUUCCAAGUGAGAAGUCAAAGUCUAUAGAACAUAUCAGGAGGGAAAUGCAUCCAAAGGCUUCUCCCCUAACCACCGAGCAAUUGACUUUUUGGGCAAGAUCAUCAGAUGGACCAAAAGAAUGGGUUCUUUGUGGGUCUGCUCUAUCCUCAGAAGAUAAGUAUAUGUUGGUGAAAUUUGCUGAUAUGUGUGGUGCAACUGUGUGCAAGUUCUGGAAACCAAAUGUCACACAUGUUGUUGCAACAACUGAUGUAAAGGGUGCAUGCACCAGAACAAUGAAAGUUCUCAUGGCGAUUUUGAGUGGAAAAUGGAUCCUAACUAUGGACUGGGUAAAAGCUUGUGUUGCAGCAAAUGGUCCAGUAAAUGAAGAACUUUAUGAAAUAAGUCUAGACAAUUAUGGCCGUUCUGGGGGCCCCAAAGCUGGAAGGUUGAUGGCCUCAACUAAUGAGCCAAAGCUUUUUGAUGGUUUCGAGUUUUAUUUUAUUGGAGAUUUUAUGCCAGAUUACAAAAGUGACCUGUUAGAUCUAGUCGAGGAGGCUGGAGGCACUGUCAUUCAGAGUGAGGAGCAGUUGGUGAAACAGAAUCAUGCUGCACAGGGAACUCAGCCAUCUUCUCUAGUCGUAUAUAACUGUGAUCUAUCGCAAGGUUGCUUUGAAGAAAAAAUCAGAAUUUUGCAGCAAAGAUUAGCAGAAGCUGAGGAUCUAGCCGAGCAAAUCGGUUCUCAGACCGUUCAGCAUACUUGGAUUCUGGAAUCUAUUGCUGCAUGUAAAUUGGUACCUUUCUGCUGAUGAGUGAUCGCAACAAGUUUUUUGUGCAACUGAAAUACUUCCACUUGUGGCAGAAGAACAAAAGUAGUUGUACAUUUUCUGCACCUGGGAAAUAUAGUUGAAUCUUAAAUGCUAAAUUUUGUGUAUAAAUGUGAAAGAGAUUUUACAACCU